Molecule: messenger RNA, 1757 nt
Organism: Cariama cristata (Red-legged seriema)
Lineage: Eukaryota; Metazoa; Chordata; Aves; Cariamiformes; Cariamidae
Product: centrosomal protein C10orf90-like
Exons: 6
Biological process (GO): regulation of centriole replication
Cellular component (GO): centriole; centrosome; cytosol
Source: RefSeq, a predicted model, not a curated record
GAACGCAAAUGCUGCUGGGAAGCAAGAAGCAGCAAUGCACCACGGGCAGGAGCAGCGCGAUGGCCUCUGGCUCUCUUCCAGAUACAGCAUCCAGAAAGGCAAUCACUGCUGCUACUGAUGGCUCAUCGAAAAAGAGAGAUCCCUCCAAAGGCACCUCCAAAUCCAAAGAGAUCCACACGCAGGGCAUCCUGAAACCAAAAAUGCCUGUCUCCCAUAGUAUGUGCAAUAUAAAAGCUUCAUCAAGAAUCCUCUCAGAAGAAAAUGUUCACAGGGAAAACCAGCUCCUAAAAAGUGAUUAUGAAUUCUGUGGUUCAAGUGACAAAAUAAAGGCGUGUGAGGAGGAGGACGAGUGGGAGCGAGCCAGCAGGGUAACACUAUCCACGCCUCGCUCGCCAGAUGUUACUCAUGAGAAAAACGACAUGCUCACCCGACCAGAAACCACCUCCGAGCCUGAGAAAACUCCACCAGCCCCACAGACGCUGCGGGAAGCACUGGAAAUCCAUAAGCCUCAGUUCAUCUCUCGUUCGCGAGAAAGGCUGAAGAAACUUGAACAUAAGGUCCAGCUGAGGAAAGCCCAGCAGAGCGAUGCUCCUGCAAGCAAUCAAGGAACCCUUGUUCGCAAGCUUUCCUCAACAUCCACUUCCAGCAAAAAAAAGCAGUACACCAUUCCUCACCCUCUCAGUGAUAAUCUCUUCAAACCAAAGGAAAGAUUCAUUCCAGAGAAGGAGAUGCAUAUGAGAUCUAAAAGGAUUUAUGACAACUUACCUGAAGUAAAAAAGAAACAAGAAGAAAAACAGAAACGAAUCAUCAUCCAGAGUAACAGACUGCGUGUUGAGACCUUUAAAAAGCAAUUACUGGACCAGCUCCUUCAAAGAAACACAGAGUGACAAAGGAUUCUCUUGCCCAUCAUCAUUCUAAUUGGGUCUUGAAUGCCUUUGAUUGCUAGAUAAGCCAUAAAAUUUAUUGUUCUCUCAAUUACUUGGAGGCAUUUUUCUUAUCUUUGGCUCUUUAUAUAAAGUAAGAUCAUUUAUAUUUCAAUUGAAAUUUUCAGGCAACUUUCAAGUAAUCACAAACAGUCUAAAAGGGAACAGAGCUGUUUCAGAGCAUCACCUUUUGGUCAGUUUACCCAGAGGAAAUAAUUUUAAGAAUUUUUAAUGUAAAUACUGAAUUACAGUGGUAUUAUUUAUCUUAAUCUUUUAAAAAGUAUACAUCUCUGUAGCAAUAGAACUGGGUUUGUAAGAUCUGGAAAACUUAUUUCUCUGAAGUAUUCUAUUAAUUGAUUUCCUGUAAGUUAAAUCCUUGAAGUAAAGAAAAAUGAAUAUGACUAUUUGUUAUGUUUAGAAACUAGCUGAAAUAGCAUUACCACAUAAUCAUAGCAGCAGCAGUUUCACAUUAAUACUUAACAUACCAAAAGGGACCAAUAUUUUAGCUCUCUGAAGAACUUCAUUCCUGUUUAUAUAGUGAAUCUACAUAGCAAGCUUACCUGUUAAAGGGCAAUAUUUAAAAAUUUGAUUAUAACACUGUUUUUCGUGUUUUUCAUUGUAAUAUACAUUUUACUCCACUUCUGUGAGCAUUAAGUAUUUAUAGAAAUGGCAUAUUAAGAAGUGGUGCCAAGAAGUAUGUUUGCAUCAAAACUGCAGAACUAAAACCAUCUGUAAUGUUUCCUCCAAAAAUAUUUAAAUCUUUAUUUGUACAUUUUGGAAGUAAAAACAACCAGCUUACAAACCAAUGGAGUUUCUUUAUGGAAUAAAAUAUGA